This is a messenger RNA of Schizosaccharomyces cryophilus OY26, 2340 nucleotides long. Its product is annotated as sulfate adenylyltransferase. NCBI's taxonomy places the organism in Eukaryota, Fungi, Ascomycota, Schizosaccharomycetes, Schizosaccharomycetales, Schizosaccharomycetaceae. The coding region runs from base 479 to 1951 and encodes 490 amino acids. Gene Ontology annotation, biological process: sulfur amino acid metabolic process. The record is from RefSeq and is a predicted model, not a curated record. The transcript has a single exon. Gene Ontology annotation, molecular function: sulfate adenylyltransferase (ATP) activity. Gene Ontology annotation, cellular component: cytoplasm.
GAAAAAUGUACAAGGUGAGAAAAUUGUUCUUAUACCGAAUAUCGCUCGCACGACAAAAGAGGAAGACGUUCAUUAAAAGACAAUUACAGAAAAUGCAAAAGUGGCUUUUUUUUUCUUUUCUUUCUUUUCUUUCUUUUCUUUCUUUCUUUCAAGUAGCAAAUUCUCUAAAUAAGUAACUCAACGGAACAUAAACGGUCGCUUCAAGGUUAAUAAAUUGAAAUAAAAGUCCGUUAAACGAAUACAAGAAUAAUCACGACAUUGUGACUAUUCAAUUGCAAAAUCACCUAAUUAAAUUAUGACAGAAUUUAAUGGAUUGUAAGAGUAUUUAAUUUUGGGUGUUAGCUCUAUAAGAAUCGUCUUCCUUUAACUCCCUCCUUUUUUAUAAGAAUAUUUUUCCUUUCAUCGGAGCUUAGCUAGCAGAUUACGAAUUGCAUUCUAUUAUUAACCCUUUUAAAAAGAAUAGAAACGAAAACACAUCAUGAGUCAAACUGUCUUCAAAGAUAUUUUUGCUAGAGACGCUCCUUUUCGUGAGCAACUCAACAAGGAAGCAGCAUCUUUGCAAAAGAUUAUUUUAACGGAACGCCAAUUUUGCGAUCUUGAGCUUAUUUUAAAUGGUGGUUUCAGUCCUUUGGAAGGAUUUAUGACUGAAGAGGACUAUCUAAGUGUCGUAAAUAACUUGCGCUUGAAGUCCGGCGCAGUAUUCCCUAUUCCCGUUACCCUCGAUGUUAGUGAGAGCCAAGCCGGUGCCAUUAAUGCUUCAGAGCGUAUUGCUCUUUUGGAUCCUAGAGAUGAACAGACGAUUCUUGCUAUCCUCACCGUUGAAGACAAGUAUGUUCCCGAUAAGGUUGUCGAGGCUGAGAAGGUUUUUGGCGCUAAUGACCGCGCGCAUCCUGCAGUAGAAUACUUGUUUGGGACUGCUGGUAAUGUUUAUCUUGGUGGUAAGCUUCAAGCCGUUAACCCUAUACGCCAUUUUGAUUUCGUUGCCUACCGCUAUACCCCUGCUGAGCUCCGUUCUGAAUUUGAGCGUAAUAAUUGGAACCGUGUUGUUGCUUUCCAAACUCGUAAUCCUAUGCACCGUGCUCACCGUGAGCUUACUGUACGUGCCGCUAAGCAACACUCUGCUCGUGUGUUGAUCCAUCCAGUUGUUGGUAUGACCAAGCCAGGUGAUAUUGACCACUUCACCCGUGUUCGUGUUUACGAAGCUAUUCUUCAACGCUACCCCAAGGGUUCCGCUAAACUUUCUCUUCUUCCAUUAGCUAUGCGUAUGGCUGGUCCUCGGGAGGCCUUAUGGCAUGCCAUCAUUCGCAAGAACUAUGGCGCUAGCCAUUUCAUUAUUGGACGUGACCAUGCUGGUCCUGGAAAGAACAGUCAAGGCAAAGACUUUUAUGGCCCUUAUGACGCGCAAUACUUGGUUGAGCAAUACUCUCACGAAAUUGGAAUCAGCAUUGUUCCUUUCCAAAUGAUGACUUAUUUGCCUGAUGAGGACAUCUACAAGCCCGUCGAUCAAGUUGAACCCGGUACUCGCACUCUAAACAUUAGUGGUACUGAACUUCGUCGUCGCCUUCUCGUAGGUGCUCAUAUUCCUGAGUGGUUUUCUUACCCUCAAGUUGUAUCCAUCUUGCGUCAAUCUUAUCCUCCUAAAUAUGCUCAGGGUUUUGUUUUGGCCGUUCCUGCUACUGCAGAUAAGCUCGUCCCUAGUGCCUUGAUUUCUGCUCUCAAUGAAGAUGGUCGUCGUCACGUAACUUCUGUCUCCCGUUUGGACACUACUUCCUUAACUUACGCUCAGGAACUUCAACGUGCUGGUGCUGCCGUCGUUGUUUCUUUGGCUGAUGCUGAUAAGUCAAUUCAAAUCCCAGCUAAUUGGGUUCAAGUGAACAUUGAUCCCCAUGAAACCGUAUCCGAAGUCACUUUUACUGUUCUUUCUCAAUUGUCAGAUGAGGGCUAUUUGUAAAAACAACUGACCUAGUUGAAGGUUAUAAUCUUUCUUCUUCCUCAAGUGGGCAAUGUAAAUUUCCCCUUCAUGAGAUACAUAAGAAGCCAUGUUAAUACCUUUCUUUCUUUACACUCAGUUUCUGAUUCUUGUUUUUCUUGUUUAUCUUGUUUAUUCAUGUUCAGUUUUGGCACUACAAAAUCAAUCCCCUUCUUUCAUAGGUUGUUAAGAUGUAACUGCUCAAAAUAUGAUUAAAAAUUAUGAUAUCCAAUAGUUUUAGUGCUGGCAACUUAUAUGAAACAGAAAAAAAUUGUAAACAAAAGAAGCCUUCCCUGAAAAUUCAAUAAACUGUAAAUAAGUACAAAAGGACCCAAGUUUUAUUUUGUAUUAUUCAAAUCAAAUUUAUUUGA